This is a messenger RNA of Planococcus citri (citrus mealybug), 1370 nucleotides long. Its product is annotated as lathosterol oxidase-like. Gene Ontology annotation, cellular component: membrane. The coding region runs from base 210 to 1340 and encodes 376 amino acids. Lineage: Eukaryota; Metazoa; Arthropoda; Insecta; Hemiptera; Pseudococcidae. Gene Ontology annotation, molecular function: iron ion binding; C-5 sterol desaturase activity. The transcript is spliced from 6 exons. The record is from RefSeq and is a predicted model, not a curated record.
GAGAAAAAAAAAACUGGUCAGUUGUUAUCAAUCGGUGUUCCCGAUAUCUUGUACGAGUAGUUUUACUAAUAUAUUAACUCGUAGCCUAAAAAACUUAAAAUAGGUAAAAUAAUCAUUAUUCGCAAAUAUGAUAAAAAUUGUGAAACAAACUUUCUAUUCAGUUUCAAUCGGUGAAGUUGUAGGUAAUUAGUUUUAUUAGUGAUUGAAAAAUGUACCUGGCAAAGACUUUAUUCAACAUGUAUUCGAGAGCCGUACACAUCGGGUAUGAUAUUUACCAGAAAAUAAAUUUUGUCAACAUUUUUACGAAUACGGUUGUAGCGAUUGUGAUACUUAUAAUGGCUGUGACUUUAAACGGAGAAUGGGUGGUGAUUAGUGCUCAUAUAAUGAGACAAUAUGGAAUCCCAGUCAGAGAAGUUAACCAUACAACGCUGGACGAAGCAUUUCACGGGUUAUAUUUGAAAAAUUUCCGUUCCGUCUGGAUCCGUACUCAAUUGAGCGCCUUUGGAAUCUACGUGAUUGCAGCAUGUUUUCUGCAUUGGUACUAUUACGUUCGACAAAAGGAUACCCCUGAAACGUGGAAGUGUCAACCAAAAACGUGGCUUUCGCGCGAGCAGGAAAUCGACGAGAUCAAGAAUGGUAUUUUAUGUUUAUUGGUGCUGAAUACCUGGUCUGCCCUUGUAGCCUGUUACAUUGAAAAUGAAGGAAAAUACAGUACGGUUUAUUAUAAAUGGGACGAAUAUGGAUGGAUUUGGUUGUUAUUACAAUUGCCAGUAGUUUACCUAUAUCAUGACUUCGUAGCAUAUUGGAUGCACAGAUUUCUUCACAUGCCAUAUUUUUUCAAAAGGUUUCACAGUCUGCAUCACCGAUACAAGCAACCGACUGCUUUUUCCACAACCGCAGUACAUCCAGUCGAGCUGAGCAGUAUACAGAUCUUAGUUGCUGUACCACUUUUCACUGUACCAGUACAUUGGCUGCCGUUCUCUCUUGCGAUGAUAAUAUUGUACGCGAAUGGAAUCAUCUCUCAUUCUGGAAUUGAUUUCAAAUUCCGAUACUGGAUGCCAUUCUUAGCUCCGGCCAUCUUUCACGAUAAUCAUCAUCAAUACUAUCACGUUAAUUUCGGAAUCAAUUCUAAACUUUGGGAUAAGAUUUUUGGCACAUAUCGCCGUCCAGACAGGGUCUACAAUAAAGAUAUUUAUUACGGAAGAGGCAAACCAAUCGACGAAUUAACAAUGGAAGAAAUCAAAACUGAGAUCGAAGAACGAGAAAAUGAAAUUCCCAGAUCAUUCGAAGAAGACAACGAUCCCGCCAUACUAGUAUAUUUAAAAUCUAAGAUCAAAUAAUGAAUUGAAGUACAUACUUAUUCAAGUUAA